This is a messenger RNA of Tuber melanosporum (Perigord truffle), 1092 nucleotides long. RefSeq lists its product as uncharacterized. The coding region runs from base 1 to 903 and encodes 300 amino acids. The record is from RefSeq and is a predicted model, not a curated record. The transcript has 3 exons. Lineage: Eukaryota; Fungi; Ascomycota; Pezizomycetes; Pezizales; Tuberaceae.
AUGAGUCAACUAAGAGAUAGCCAGGAUUCUUAUCAAUACUGCGAGAGACCGCAUGAUGUAUUGGCCCUGCGCCGGCAUAUUAUUACCAACAGUGAAGACCGAUUCUUCCAUCACAGCACCUUCAGUGAAGCCAAUCGUACGACCUGGUUGACGACCCUCUCCUUCUACCAAGUCCACCGAUCCCGUCCUAGGAAGGACAGCGUUCCACCCGCAGAAACCGGUGUCUUCACAAGCGGUUUCCCAACACACGAUGGCGACGACAAAUAUAUCCGUCAGGAUAAACUUACUUUCUCUUUCACAUCUAUAUCUGGGGAUUGGGAAAACGUCCACCUGAGUCCGCGGGAGAGGAAUUUCUGGCAGCUGAUUGCUAUCAACCCUCCACGGACACAUUGUUUACAGAAUGAUAUUGCUGGGAUAAGCACGCAGAUUGGGCCGCUUUCGUUAAGGUCUUGGGUUGAGAGUUGUCUUGAUGGGAUAAGGGAGAAAUGGAGUGAGGUUUUAAAUGAGCUCGAUAGGCAGAUUAGUGUCACGAACUCGGUCCUAUUUGAAGAAGAGGAAAGGAUAAAAUUCUUAUUUGAUGAUGAGAACUUCAAUAACUCGAAACGUUACUUCUGGGCGCUGCAAUCCCUGAGGGUAUUUUCGGAGACUAUGGAGGAAACAAUUCAAUUACUCCCGUCUAUGUUUGAAAAGUUCUACAUCCUGGGCGUCAACACGCAGAGGCGGGAGAGUGGUUCUGAUAUACAGGCGGUGCUGACUAUGGAGGAACUAAAUCGUGAGAUGUGUGAUAUUGCAGCAAAGCAUGCGGCUAAAUUUCAAAAGAUCCGCAAUCGUAUCGGGAGAAAGCGGCAGGAAGUCAAGGGGCUUAGUGACGGGCUGAGUGAGACCCCAUCUCGGAGGAGGUAGAGCGGCGACAUUAGGUUUUGUGUGUGGUGGUUUUGUGUGAGUCUUAGUACUAACUACGCUAUGUAAUGGCUCCGACAGCUAUUCUCCGCAUCCUCAGUAGCAGAAGCCCGCCUCGCCGCUAUCCAAAACAACAACAUCCGCCUCUUAACGCUCUUCUCCGUAACCUUCCUUCCUAUGACCUUCAUGACC